AUGCCAGAAAUUUGUGUGUGUUGCUGCUACAGCAUUUUGUGCUGCACAGAGAUAAAUAGCAACUGAUGAUGAAAUUUACAUAGAUAUUGAAGCUUCUACUUUAGCAAGCAAAAMGUUUUAAUAUUGUGGCUGCUGACCAUUUGCUCAGUUACUCAACUUGUGUCUAUAUGGACCAAUCAUAUCACCUUAUAUUACCUUAGUCGCUAAAGCAGGAGCUGAAAAAUACCUGAUAAACUUAGGACGACAGGUGACAACUGGACCAGCAGUGUGAAAACAAAAGCCAAACACCCAUUACUGAGCUAAAAUGGACAGCUAAAAGCUUGUCUGUAAUUUAUUUAUAUUUUUUUCAAUAAUCACACAUUCACUACGAAGAUCCAUGUGUACUCAUCUAGAAUCAGAAACUUAUUUAACACUUUGGACUUUUAAAAGCAUAAUAAAAUGAUAAAAGUGGCAAAAACACAAACUAUCAAAAAAAAUGGACCCAGAACUACAGCAACAGUAUGCCAUUAGUGCAGCGCCUUUAGUUAGCUUUAUAUUUGAAAGAAGCUGCAACUUCCUCCUCAUUGUUUACUGAUGAACUUAACAGUGAUGACAUUUAGGACCCUAUUUUUUUUCUUUUCACGUAAACAGACCAACAUAAUUUGUUAACUUGACAAUUUGUUACUAAACAAAAAAAACCAUCAAUAAGAAACAAGCCUGGCUCAUUUCCUAAGCUUGUCGCAGUGUCACUUUUCCCCUUGGAAACAUUUUCUUGAGUGCAUUGUCUUUUAUCAGAUUUCUUUAGUUUUUAAUUGAAAACAGCAGCUGCUUCACUAAACAACAUGCCUUUGCGUUUACAGUGAGGCUCAAAUUUUUCUUAUUUGCAUGUGUUUUGACUCUUUGUGUGCGUACAGUACAGUACCUGCUGCUACAUUUCAUAUGAUACAGGUGUCCUUCCUCUCUCUCUCUGUGUCCCUCCCUCCCUCUGGAGCUGCUUAAACUCAGAUCCAUGGUGAUAUGUUAUUACUCAGCUCUUUUAGUCCCACCUACUCCUCCCCACCUUCCUCUCUGGUGCUUAUAACCAGUCAGAAGCCCUAAAAUACAAGCAGUUUACUGAACAGGUCCCAGAGAGGCUCUCUUGUGYGCUACAGAGGGCCAAAGAUAAGGGAAGCGAGAAGACAGUCGGUUGACUGUGGAGGACUUUCUGAGAAAUAAUACACUUCUGUGUUCCUGUGAGCUCACAGUGACAGCAGCCUCCAUCACAGCAGAGACUCCAAACCAGCCUCAGAUCCUCAGACAGCUCUUGUACUAGGUGAAACUAUCAGCUGGGAAAAUGGGGUGCUUUGCAUUCCUCAAAGGCAUGAUGUUUGUUUUUAAUGGCAUCAUCUUUCUGGCGGGUGCUGGCAUCCUGGGCGUGGGGAUCUGGGUGAAGGUGGACAGUGGCUCCAUCCUCAGCUUUCUUGGGAAAAUUGAAGGUGUGCCAUCAGAGAUCAGUCAGGUGCUCAAUGUGGGCUACCUGCUGAUUGCCAUUGGGGCUCUGCUGGUCAUCAUUGGCUUCCUCGGCUGCUGUGGAGCCGUAAGGGAGAGCAAGUGUAUGCUGCUGCUGUUCUUUCUCAUAGUCUUGCUGGUCUUCAUCGCAGAGGUUGCAGGGGCAGUGGUGAUUCUGGUGUUCAAACCAGUGGCAGAUAAGUUGUUUGUGGAUAUUGGCAACGCUGCAGUUGGGAAUAUCAAGAAGGAAUACGGAGGGAACCCUGACACUACCGGACUCUGGAAUAGUACAAUGAACACGUUAAAAUGUUGUGGAUUUUACAACUUCACCGACUUUGUGGAUUCUCCGUAUUACAAGAAUCACAACAAUACAUACCCACCACAGUGCUGUGGAAACAACAUCCCAUGUAAUCAAAUCAUGGCUUCUAAUAAUACGGUUACUGGGUGCUUUCCACAGAUCARGAAACUGAUUGAUGACAACACAGUAGUCAUUAUUGCUGUGGCCCUCGGGAUUGCAGCUCUGGAGCUGUGCGCCAUGGCUGUGUCGAUGAUACUGUACUGCAGAAUAAAGUCCACACUGGCUUAACUACACUCAGUAAAGGACUGAAUAAUCACAUUAAUCAUUGAAUUCACCACUUCCUGCCUUCUGCUGCCUUAUCAUGAARGACAUUUGACUUGUGCAAUCGACAACUACUGAGUAACUUUUUUAAAAAACUGUUUAAGUCUAUUUACUAGAUUCAUUGAAUGUAAAGUUUAUAUUUCUUGYGAAAACUUGUCUUUAUAAAACUAGCCACACACUAGUUCUUGGACAUAUCAAGGAGUGCUUGAACAUUUAACACCAAGCCAGUUAAAGAGGAAUUACAUGAUGCGGCUUCUGUAAUAAUGAAACAAAAACUGGUUUAUGUGUUAGAGGCAGGAAACCCUGCUGUGAUGCUUUUUAUUAUCAU
Messenger RNA from Austrofundulus limnaeus, 2414 nucleotides. RefSeq names its product tetraspanin 34b (gene tspan34b). Lineage: Eukaryota; Metazoa; Chordata; Actinopteri; Cyprinodontiformes; Rivulidae. The transcript is spliced from 8 exons. Gene Ontology annotation, cellular component: plasma membrane. The record is from RefSeq and is a predicted model, not a curated record. Bases 1313 to 2053 code for a protein of 246 amino acids.